Messenger RNA from Miscanthus lutarioriparius, 1341 nucleotides. The record is from the annotation of a GenBank genome assembly. NCBI's taxonomy places the organism in Eukaryota, Viridiplantae, Streptophyta, Magnoliopsida, Poales, Poaceae.
AUGAGCCCCGGCGCCGGUACUGCCAAGAAGCGUCUCGGCGUCGGCGUCGUCGCCGCCGGCGGGUUCGCGCUCGGGUGCGGGUGCAGGGACGCCAAGGCCGUGGCGGUGGCGGUGGCGGCGUCCGGGCCCGCGUCGCCCUACUCCGCUGCCACCACGACCACCGCCACGGAGACGUCGACGUCCACGGCGACGACCGCGACGUGGCGCGGGGCGAGGACGACAACGACGCACCCGUCGUCGACGGCGUCCGCGUCCACGGGCACGCUCACCGUGCCCUCCGCGUCGUCGUCGUCCCUCCCGUGGGAGGAUGCGGACGCCGAGGGUGACGUCGAGGAGGUGAACUGCAAGAGGGAGGCCACGGUGAGCUUCUCCGGCCUGCUGCGCCAGCUCAACGAGCUCGAGCAGAGCGUCGUGUCGUGGGAGCGGAAGAGCACCAGCAAGGAUUACUUGUCGCCACCUCCGCCGCCGUUACCAGCGCGGCCAGUGAAGCAACGAGAUGUGCACAGCGGUGGCGGCGACAGCAAAGAAGGUCACGGCAACUUCUCCCCGCAGCCGCCGCCGGCGUCGGCGACUUCUUUCCAGUUUCAGAUUACGCAGCUGCACCGGAAGACAAAGAGCAUGGACAAAGCAGACAGACAAGUUGAAGCGGUCCACUCCAAGCAACCGCCGCCGCCGCCUCCACCUCCACCAUUGCCAUUGCCGCCGGAGCAGCAGCUCAAGGUGAAGAGCACGGACGACAAAGGCGGCAAGAAAGACGACGCCAACGUGUUCCCGACACCGCAGGCCCCGAACCACCUGGCAAGCCAAGAGCUGCGACGCCGGCGCCGGCCCCGUGAGGCUGGACGGGAGCGUGGGCGUGGGCGUGGGCGUUGCGGUGGUGAAGCAGUCCGACGACCCGCUGAGCGACUUCCGGCGCUCCAUGGCGACGACCUCCGCGAGCUGCUCCGUCACUUCCUGGCGCUGAACGCGCCGCGCCACCACGACGCCAUCCUCCGCGCCUUCACCGAGGAUCUGGGACGAGGCGUUCUCCGCCAAGACGGCCCACGGCCGCCGCGAGCCCGUCGUCGCCGCCAGGACGACGACUCCGCCGCGCUCGCGGCCCAGGGCGCCGACGCCACCGCGCCGCCGGCACGCCCCGCCUCCGCGGUCGUGGCGCUAACGCGUACUGCGUGGUCACCGGUCACCACUUACUUGUUUACUACUAGCAGUACAAACAAUGUAGCUGGCUCAACCAUCCGUUGCUGCUUAAGCUCGAUUGCUCGCAAUGUCAUCUGGCCGCCGUACCGCGAAUCUAAUCUACCGCAUGCAGUAAUGCAGAUGUUCUCCGGAUUUGUUUGUUAA